GAGAGAGAGAGAGAGAGAGAGAGAGAGAGACAAUCCUUCUGGCUACGAGGCGACGAGGCUAAAGGAAAAAAAAAAGUUAACAAGUGGAGUUACUCGUUGAUCGUUCAACGAGACAGUUCGCUUAUUUCUAAAGUGCCGGAUUUUGUUUUUGUUUUUUGUUUGUUUGUUUGUUUCUCAAGUCAUCAUGAGGCCGGUAUUUCUUCUGGCAUUUUUGGUGUUGUUGGCCAUGGCGUCGAGUGCCCGAGGACAAGCGUGCCCAAUGGGUACUCUGGGUGAUCAGUGCCGGUGUGAACCAGCUAAUCCUGGUACUUUCAAGAUCACCUGUACUUGUGCGAAAGGACGGGACCUGACCAUCUCCGACCGCUCGACCGUCGGCCUCUCGUCCACCGUCGUCGGCUUCCACAUCGAGAACUGCAACAGCUCCGUCAUCGUCCAGUCGCACUCGUUCGACCACCUCUUCAACCUCGAGAGGAUGAGCUUCCGCAACAUCUUCAACCUGGUCCUCGAGAGCCGCAGCCUGGACCUCGAGAACUACAACCCCAAGGACUUCCAGCUGAGCAUCGACACGGUCCUGAACCUGUAUUUGAAGGAGGAAUCCGUCCAGCUGGAUGGUCUCGAGGGCUCGCGCAUGGGCACCGCGGUCACCAUCAGGAACGCCUUCGUCGUCGAGAUGGCGCCGGCCUCCAUCGCGGGGUCCCUGAGGAAGCUGAGUUUCGAGAACCUCAUCUUCGGGCGGCUGGUGCAGAGCGGGACCGUGGACGUGGGUUCCAGAGGCUGCGAGGUCAGCCUCACCAACUGCGACGUCUCCAACCACGGCCUCGAAUCCGGCUGGCUCAGCGGCCACGUGACCCACCUGUCGCUCGUGAACAACAGCCUGACUCUGCUCCCCGACGCCUUCUCCGGCGUCACCAUGGUCGGGAGCGCCCCGAGCUUCACCCUGGAGAACAACGUCCUGGGCGAGUUCCGCAGCAAGGGCGGCCCCUCGCUCCCCUCGGGCGCGCUCCACCUCAACACCUCCGGCGCCGCGGUGGAGGCCGAGGCCGCGAACAACCGCCUGAAGUGCGGCUGCGAUGACCUCGCCUGGCUGCUGGAGGAGCCGUCGACGCGCUUCAAGUGGCAGGUCAGGUCGUCGCUGGUGUGCUCCAACGGCACGAUAAACGAGGCCAUCGCCAGGUGCAGGCCCGGCGGCACGACCCCGAGCUCGGCGACCUUGACCUCGUUGACCUUCACACUGACACUGGCUCUGCUUCUGGUUCUGAGAUGGGUCAAUUAAUCGCCUUUUCCGUUUUGAGGAUGUCAUUACAUUAAUGACAUCGUUAUGUACAGCUUGUCUCUUAAUUUUCCUGUCUGUCAUUAAUGUUGUAUCAAUGGCGAUAAGAAUAUGGUUGUGUUUUAGGUCACUGCUUCCUAUUUAUGGCUAAUUAUCAAGCACAUUAUCGUCAUCAUACUUUAGCUGAAAUCUUCAUUAUGAAAAUAUCCACCUUUUCAUUAUCAUCAUGUUUAUCAUCCCUUUCGCAACUUCUUUCAUCAUAGGUGAGUGAAAUGACUGUUGUCAUUGUUAUAGGGAGAGAAAUUUUAAUGCCAUGAAAAAAAUAGAAUACAUUAAAAAUGAUUCAUCUGGACUGUACUUUUGCGUCGGAGGAAACGGAAAUAUUUAUGUAAAUAAAGUUGUAUAUUAA
Penaeus vannamei (Pacific white shrimp) is the source of this 1679-nucleotide messenger RNA. RefSeq lists its product as uncharacterized. NCBI's taxonomy places the organism in Eukaryota, Metazoa, Arthropoda, Malacostraca, Decapoda, Penaeidae. The record is from RefSeq and is a predicted model, not a curated record.